UUUUUGACGCUCAGUGCCGUUCCGUCAACGCGUCUGAACACACAUUUUUUCGAUUCUCAACAAAUUCGUGCUGUCGGAUUGUGUUUUAUCACAUAAAUAUAUACUUUAACUAAUUAAUUAAAUUUUUUAUGAAUAAAUUUUAAUUUUUAGUUUUUUUUUGAGUAAAUAAUUAAUUACUAAAUUAAUUAAUUAAUUAUCUUGUUUGUGAUUUCAUCGUACUAAUUAUCGUUUUAAUGCGAUUCGCUCAAUUCCACGCCGAAGACCCGAGGGAUCAAAGGAAUUUAUUAAGGCGAUAGAUGCCAAGUAAUUGCUGGAUUUUAUACUAAUGGAUUAAACAAUUUUUUAAAAAAAAGUCGCGCCACUAAAUUUAAAAAUUACUUUCUAAUAUUCAAAAUAUUAAAAUAAAAAUGUCUAGAGUUUCGAUAUCAAAUGACAUGAAAUUUAAAUUUUGAAAAAUGUUUUUCCCGCGUAAUGAAAAUUUUCAAAUGAUCUAAAGUUUUUAUCACCGAAAUUUUUUUAGGAGAAAAAUAAAAAUAAAAAAAAAUAAUAAAUUGAAAAAAUGUUUGAACUCAAAGUAUCCGAUCACGAUCGAUAGUUAACUAGUGAAAGAAGCCACUCCCGUCGUCACGUCGGCGACAGCUUCCGGAGGCUUUAAUAUAGAAUCUCAUUAAUACGCUUGCGCUGAGUCUGGCAGUCGUAACCCGAAGACAUCGCCCUUAUUGCAUUCCCUUCAAAAUUCUUGACUAUUUAAAAAGAUAAAUAUACAUAUAUAUAAAGGUAUAUGAAUUUGAGGUAAAGAAAAAAAAUUAUAGAAAAUAUUCAGAAGAAAUGGGAGAGAAUUGAAAGCAUCGAUUCACCGAUAAAAUAAUUUAUUCAUUGAUUCUCUUAUUUAUUUAUUUAUUUAUUCACUCACUCAGACGCUCAUUAAUAAUAAUAAUGACAGACUAUGAGAGAAUACGUUUGGUCGUUCUUGGCGGUGCUGGGGUUGGCAAGAGUGCUAUUAUUAGAAGACUUCUUGGUCAAGGUUUCACUGAAAGAUACAGACCUACUGUCGAGGAUCUUUAUUCACGUGAAUGUAUCCUCGGUACAAUGACAUUUAAAGUUGAUCUUUUAGAUACUGCAGGAGACUUGCAGUUCCCAGCAAUGAGAAGACUAAGCAUAGCAACAGCGCAUGCAUUUCUUUUAGUUUACGCGACAACUUCAUCUCCAAGUUUUGACUGUGUUAAGAUGUGCUUCGAAGAAGUUAGAGAGCAACGACCCGACUACCAAGAAGUACCGAUAGUUGUGGCAGGCAAUAAAUUAGACUUAGCAUCAGUAAGACGCGAAGUUCCAAUUGAAGAUGUCAGUGAAUGGCUUUUUUGUGAGCUGCCAAAACUCCGUGCCAAAGUGAUGGAGUGUUCAGCCAAAGAUGACUACAAUAUAAAAGAACUAUUCAGGUGUUUUGUCACCCUCUCGAAAAUAGUACCUAAGAAUCCGGGCGGUGAACUCGACGAAUCCGGACUGAGAAGAAGGUGUUCCGCUUACGGAUCUCGGCGAUCUGGAAGCCCGAACGGAAGAACCGGAAGCGCUGGUUCGGGGCCUACGCAACAAGUAUUAGCAGCACAAGGAACGAGUGUAGUCGCUGUUGCUGAAGAAGUCAAAAGUAAACCUCGCAGCAGAAGUCUUAUAAGACGCGCUUCCAGGAAAACAAAGCAGCAGAUCCGCGAGUCGCAUGCUGACGAUUGUAAUAUUUCUUAAAUAAAUCGUAUUUUUUUUUUACUUCCCACUGCAUUUAAUAAUAAAUAAAUAAAAUUAUUAUUGAGUGUGUUGAUAUUUCUUGAUAAGAAAUAUUUCAUAAAAAUGUACAAGCCAAGUGAGUUUAUGUAUGACCGGAAAGUUUUUAGGGCAACAAAAGUACUGAGGUAAGUCUUUAGUUCAAGUAGAGUUUGAAGGAGAGGAAAAAAAUGAACCACGUAAAAAUAUGAGAAGUACAUUCAUAUAUAUCUAUAUAUAGGUGUAUGUAUAUAUACGUAUAUAUUUUGAAGAGAAGAAAUGUCGGUUGAAUAAAAAAAAUUUAAGUAGAGACAGACAUUGAGGUAGAGGGCAGACUGCUAGAGACAUCAAAGACGUUUUCUAUAUGGUACUUUCUGCAAAGUAAUCUUGCAGGUGCGCGGUAUAAUAAAAUGAAAUAAUAAUAAUAGCAGAGGAAAGAUAAAUAAAAGCAUUGCGCAUCCUAUGGGUGAACUUAUCAACUCACGACUGGGAGCCAGACUGACUUGUUUUGGUUAUCAGUCAAAUUAAUGGUUAAAAAAUUAGGAAAGAGUCCUGAAAAUUUUUUUUUUUUUAAAAAGGGGAAAUAUGGAGAUCAGGGGUAAUGUGAGCCACUUAAAAUUGUGGACAAAAAAAUUUAUUUUGAACUGCGAUACAAAUUUUUGCUUGAAUAAUUUACGAUAAUUGAAAUUUUUGAAUUUUUUUAAGGGGGUUCAUUUUGCCUCACAUUAAAAAUUUUUAUCUUUUUAUACCUGGGUCAUAUUGAGACCGAGUGUUGAAGAUUUAAAAAAGUAGUAGGAAAAAAUCACACUAUUAGUUUAUUUUUAGAGGACCCAUUUUUCCCCCCUUUCUCUAAAUAAAAUUGUUAGAUGAUUAUUUAUAAAAAUUUUCGAUUUAUCUGCACUAAACAUAUCAGUCUUUACUAUAUGAUAUCUAAAAUAUUUUAAAUUUCACUUACAGCUGCGUUUUUUCUCAACAUCCGACCAACGGAUGGUCGGCGGUUCGAAUCCAGCCCGCGGUCUUUCUGCGAUAAAUCAAUUUGAAUUUUUUCCUUCCGGUAAAAAUAGUUACUGCAAUUAAAAAUAAAUAAAUACGAACGUCAGUUACAAAUAUAAAGAUUUAAAAAUGAAUUCCAUGAACACACAAUAAUUAUAAAAAAAAAAAAAUAUUUUUUUAUUUCCACAUUAACACUAACGAGAUUUUAAUUCUCUAAAUUAUUUUUUUAUUUUCGAGUGUGAUGGUAAAAAAAAGAUUGUGUUAGCAAACAAUGUAAAGAGCAUCUUGAAUAUGAAAAUAAAAUAUGAGAAAUAAAUUUCUACAGUUACUUUAAAAUAUGAAAUUUAAAUUCAAAGAGAAAAUUUUUUAAAGGGACGGUAGAUGAUGCUGGAUGCUGGAUGCUGUUUGAGUUUAGAUGAGAGAUGAGUUGGCUCGGAAUAAAAUAGUAUAGAAUAUAAAGAGCAGAGUCAAGCGUGGAGUUGCGACGUGUUCACAAGGAUAUCUUUGACGUGUUACAUUAAUAAGGAUACGUAUUACUCGCACGACUGCGUUUUUCUCGAGGUUCUAUAUCUGUAUAUAGAUCAAGUACGAAUAUAACUCGGCGUCGUACGGAUGGCGAAAAUCAUGAAAAGUAAGUGGUUGUUUGAGACGGCUAUGAAUACUUUGAUAAGUCAUUAUAUUCGCGAAAGGAAACGUCUUACAAAGAGAAUAUUAGUUUUAUCUACUCUUCAUGUCUGUCUCUUUACAUCUUUGUCAUCUUUUUUAACCUCAAUCUCAAGUUUACGUUCGCGAAAAACCGUCAAGAUGCUAGAGAACAGGGCACGAUAAGUUCCCUUGAAAAUUUUUUUUUUCAAAAAAUUUAACAGAAGACAAAAAAUUUACGAGUGUAAAUGUAUCAGACAUCAGACAAAUUUAAAAUUAUAAAUAAUUACAAAAAUAAUAUUUACAAAAAAUACACUUGUUAAUUUCAAAUUUUUUUAAAUGUGCAUUUUUUUUUAAUUUAAUUUUAUUAAUUAUUUAGUCUAUUUAUUUAUAAUUUUAAAUUCGUCUGAUGUCUGCCGCAUUCACACUCAUAAAAAUUUGGGUACCGUCCUAAGGAAAAAUUUUUUGUAUCAAAAAUAUUCAAAUCUCAUUAUAAAUUUGUUCAAUUAAGUGAAGAUUUAAUAAAGUGCGGUAAUUUAAAUUUUCAAAAAAAAUUAAUUUGCGGGAGAAAGGGCAAAAGGUUUUGAAAAAAAUUUUAAUUAAAAUUAUUGAAAAAUAAUUAAUUUGUGGAAAUAAAACGGAAGCCAAUUGAAUGGCAAUUAAAAGUAAAAUGAAUAAAUUACUCUCUGAAAUUUCCCGUGCCUCAGUCGACCCUUCAGAUUUUAUUUGUUUUAAUUAUAUAAAUAAUUACAUUCCCGCUUCGUUUGAGGAAUAAUAUUCAGGGUUGAUUGUUACAUACAGUUAUGAAAAUAUAUCGAUAUGUAUAGAUACUUUUUUUUUAAUUGUAGAUGUAUGUUGGUAUGUAAUAUGUUGAUAUAUAGUUUCUAAUUUAUUACAAUUAUAUAUAUAAAUAUAUAAGUAGGCCGUCAUUGGUUACGUAGGUUUUUUUUAGAUUGGAUGAAGAGAAUCGAUUAUUAUAUUUAUUUAAUUUUUUUAAUUUAUAUAUGUCAAUAAUUUUCUGAAUUAUGAUCCAUCCUAAUUCAGUCGAUCGACGAAAAUUUGUUUGAAAAAAAAUCAAAAUUUAAACGAUCUAUGAAAUCAUUUUUGAAAUACCCGUGUAAUAAAAAUUGUUGAAAAAAUUUUGAAAAGGUGUUGACUAUUGUAAGCUUCAAAAUGUGACACAACGACGAACUUUUUUUAAACUUUAAAAAUUCAAGAGAAAAAUCACUAAAUGUUCUAAUAUUAUUAGGCUAUGCUUAAACGAAAAACGUUCAGAUAUAAUUCAAAAUCUGUUUUUUCUAAACGUAUUUUGUACUAAAAAAUGUUAAUUUGCAGUAUUAAGGGGUGACGGUAACCGAUUUUCAAUUCAAUUUAAUUUACGGAGAAACACUAGAAACCUAAAAUAGUCUUUAGCGUUUUUGAAAACUUUAACAGAGGGCUAGAAAUUUCAUAUUUUCAAAAAUUCUAAUUUGUCUCCGAGAAAAAUUGUUUUAAAAUUCUCAUUUACUCAACGAGUGCAACAAAGUCCCGUUUAUUUUUCUGAGUGUGAGAAAGAGGUCCGGUAGCGUAUCCCCUCAAGUCAAUUUUUUUUUCUGUUUUUUUUAGAAGUUUAAAAAUCGUUUAAAAAAAGUUCGUCAUUUCGUCACUUUUUAAAUUUUAGAAUAGUCAAUACUUUUUUAACCUUUUGUCAACGAUUUUUUUUUACACGGGUAAAAAAAAAAAAUUUCUGAAUAUGCGAAAUUAUUUGAAAUAUUUGCGUGGGUUACUUUGAAAAAAAAAAAAAAAAAAAAAAAAAAAUUGAAUAAAUAAUUAAUGAUUCUCUAUGACUCUGAAUCGAUGCACGAAAGGGAUUGAUAGUAAAAAAAACCCAAAAAAAAUUAUGGUUAAUAUAUAGUCAAAAUUGUAAAUUUAUAAUAAAUAAUAAGAUGCACGUAAAAUAAUUUAUUGAUUUUAAUUUAUAUGAAAUUUAUGGUUAAAUAUUAAAAUAAGUGUGAUAAAGAAUUUUGGGGACAUCAAAAAUUCUUUUAAUAAAAAUCAUACAUAUAUUUAUAUAUAUAUAUUCAAAAUAUUCACACGUACGUCAUGUAAGAGAAAUAAAUUUGAAAAAUAUCACAUGGAAUUCAGUCUUCAUAUGGACAGUGAAUAAUAAAAUCGCGAAUAAUAUAUAUAUAUAUAUAUAUAUAUGAUUGAUAGACUUUUUAGUUAGACUAAAAUGAUUAUAAAUAAUAAAUAUAUAAAUAAAUAAUUAAUACAUAUAACGAUAUAUUUAUUACUCCGUACAACCGUCCGGCAAAUGGAUUUUUUUACAAUAACAAAAAAUAAAUUAAAAUAACUACGAGGUUGUAAAAAAAAUAUUUAAAUAAUAAAUGAAAAAAAAAAUUACUAUUCCAUUGUUAUAAUAAUAAUAGUAAUAAUUAUUAAUACAAAUAAUUUUUUAACAGAUAAAUUAAUAAUAAACGAUGGAUUACGCUUACGAAUAAUAAAAAUAAUUCUCAAGUCGACCGGAUUUAAAAAGAUUAUCGAGGAUUUUGUAUUGGAAAACUCGAGGGAAAUAGUGCAAGUUUAAUAAAGUAUAAUAAAUAUAAUCAUGAAUUUAAAUUCUUAAUGGUGUUUAAUUAUUUUCGAGUAUUAGUUUUGUAAUUUCGCGUUACAGGUUUCCUAGGGGUGAGUUUUUAGAAAUUUCAUAAAAAAUUGAUUGAACACAAGGACGUGAAAUUUUUUAAUUUCCAUUCAAUUUUUUUAAAAUUACCCCGAGGGCAUCUGUAACAAAAUAUAUAUGAAUAUGAAAAUAAUAAAAAGAAAAUGAAAUAAAAUUUUUAAAAGGACAUUUUUACUUCUCUAUUUUCAAAUAUUCAGAUAGUGUUUCACGGUACUUUAAAUAAAUAAUCGAAGGUUUAUGCCAGAAGGUGUGCGCCCAUUUGCUCACAUCUGUAUGUUUGCUUUGAAUAUGAUUUAAAAUAAAAAAAUUUAAUAAAACAAAUAAUAUAUGUGUGUACAUUUUAUGUAUGUACUUUUUAAAACGUGAUACACAUUAAAUAAAAGGGAUUUUUUUAUGUGAAAAUUUCCAUAGCUUACAAUAAAUUGUGAUUUUUAUUGUUGAGAUUUGAAAUAAUUCGCGAACAAAAAAACACGAAUGAAAUAUAUGAGAGCAUCCCGGGUCAAAAAUAAAAUUUGAUUUUGAUGUCGAAAUUUAGAGUCUUCACAAGACAAAUUCAACUUUUUUUCACGGAGGUAUGAAAUAUAUUCAGUUUUCAGCUCAGUUUAAACUUAACUAGCUUACUAGUCACGAUUUAAGACGAAAAAGUCGAAAUUCAAUCGAAAUCGACUUGAAAAAGUCGAAACUGAGGUGAAUGACUGUCGUACUUGAAGUGAAGACGAUUAAAUUCAAACUAAAAUGAAAAAAAGCUAUAAAAGUUGACAAGAAUUUAAUUCAAGUCGAAAAAGUCGAGAUCUUAUCAGAAAAUCGAUGACUUCAAAAGAAAAUAAAGUGAAGCGAGCCUGGAUCAAAUUUGAUUUUUGACCCGGGACAAAAAUACUCAGAGGGCUAAGCUACAAAUCAAAAAAAAUAAUUGACGUUCAUAAAUUGAAAAGUUGUAAGAAAAUGGAAUCAAAAUUAAAAUUCUUACUGAAAUACAAAGUUCUGAUUAGUUUUGUUAUUUAGCGAUAGAUCUUUUUGAAAAAUAAUAGCUGUUGUAUGCGCACUCUAAAAAUAAACGCACUAAAUUUAACUCUGUAGUACGAGGAAUUAAUUAUCGAUUAUUAAUUAUUUAUGAUUAUAAAUAAAUUAAUAAAUAAAUAAGUUGGUUAAAGUGAUUUUUAGGAUUGUUUGGAAAAAAAAUAAAAAUAAUGUCGCCUAGGGUAAGAAAUUAUUUGUGGUGUGAGAGACCAAAGAUAUUAAUAAUCAAAUGAUUUAUAACGAUAAUGAAUGAAUAGUAAUAAUUAAUAAUUAAUUAUAAAAUUAGUUAUUGUUAUUAUUAUUAUUACUAUAAUUAUUAUUAUUAUUAUUACUACUACUGUAAUGUAUGUUAAUUGUGUACGUAAAUAACGAGUAAUGUAUUUAUUGCUGUUUUGUGAAGAGAAUAUAAUUACAAAUGGGAACAGAUUAAUAAUUAUUAUUAAAUAAUAAUUAUAAUAAAAGAUAUUACUGAGAAAUUUCAAAAAUUUUCUUGUUAUUAAUUAUUCAAUUCCCGUAAUUUCGUUUAAUUUUAAUUCUAGUAGUUAAAUAUUUUAUUAUUUUUUUAACAUUUGCUAGAAAAUUUAAAUCAGCGACUGCAGGUCAGCUGAAUAAAAAAUUACGUUAUUAUAAAUUAUAAUACCCGAGUAAUUAAUUAAAUUUAAAAAAAUAAUUUAGUAGUAAGAGCGUUAAAUAAUAAAUUAACUUUUCAUUUACUCAGUAAUAUUUUUUAUUUUUAUAACGAAACAUUAAUAAAAUAAAAAAUAACCGAAUUUAUGAAUCUUAUCUUUAAACGCACUAUCAACUGAAACAAAUUUUAAAAAUAACAAUAAUAAAUAAUAAGAAAAAAAAAAUGUCUAUUCUUCGUAGAAAAAAAAAUCUAUAAAAACCCUAGCUAUGAAUAAAUAAAAAUUGUCCAAUUACACUAAAACUUACCCUCGGAAAAAAAUGAUAAUUUCUGCACUGUGCGAUAAGAACUAAAAAUAAUAAACAGAGACAUCCAUAAUAUUGUUUUGCAGAACAAUAAGUUAAUGAAAGACAAAAAGUGAUUUAAGAUAUGUCAAUAAAAUGCAUUUUGAAUGGACUAU
Molecule: messenger RNA, 8148 nt
Organism: Microplitis mediator
Lineage: Eukaryota; Metazoa; Arthropoda; Insecta; Hymenoptera; Braconidae
Product: GTP-binding protein Di-Ras2
Exons: 6
Coding region: 937-1737 (266 amino acids)
Molecular function (GO): GTP binding; GTPase activity
Source: RefSeq, a predicted model, not a curated record